Porites lobata is the source of this 3696-nucleotide messenger RNA. The record is from the annotation of a GenBank genome assembly. NCBI's taxonomy places the organism in Eukaryota, Metazoa, Cnidaria, Anthozoa, Scleractinia, Poritidae.
CUUGUUUGAACGGCAAUGGAACAUUUUUUGCCGUCUACCAGCGUAAGUAUUCAACCCGUCACUAAUCUAACCCGUGAACGACUUUGCCAAACGAAAAGGUGGAAAUUUUGGAAUUUAAACGCCGUUUGCUUCGCCUUGAUCGAGUCGACGGUGCAAUUCGAUCAGAGGGAACUCAGCGGAUUUUAGCUGGGCUUUUUUGUUGAUUUUCUUCGGUGUCUUUGCGCUGAAAAACUUCCUCUGAGGCGAGACUUUUUAAGCGAAUUUCAUAUUCAUAGCUUGAAAAUUGCAUGAACAGGCACCAAAGAACUGGUGAUGUUGUGUUUUCGUUUUGGUUUUGACUGUUUUUUUCUUGGCUUUUUGACAGCAAACUGGCGCAAGUCAGCCUUCACCAGGUGGGGUUAUCCCAAGCGCUGCCUCAGAACAUGUCGCAGACGAUCCAGAUUUCACAUUCUAUGUCUCAAUCGAUGAGUCAAAUGUCGGACGAUGAACCCUCAUCGCCUGAGUCAACAACCUUCGAUGGCUCGGACCUGCUGAAUUCCACAGUCAGCGAUGAAGUCACCGCGCAGCUAGCGGCCGCCGGGCCCGUUGGGGUAGCUGCCGCCGCCGCCAUUGCUACAGGGAAGAAACGGAAAAGACCGCAUUCUUUUGAAACGAACCCUUCUAUUCGUAAGCGGCAGCAAACUCGUCUUCUCCGGAAGUUAAGAGCCACUAUUGAUGAAUAUACAACAAGAGUAGGUCAACAAGCUGUUGUUUUGUGUGUGUGUCCUGGCAAGCCAAAUCCACUUUUCAAGGUGUUUGGGGCUGUACCACUAGAAAAUGUGGUAAGGAACCUCAAGCAGCUUGUACUUCAGGAUUUAGAGCAUGCAUUAGCUGAACACGCUCCACCACCACCCCCAGAAAACCCAGAUACCUACACACUUCCUCCUCUGGUCAUUGAUGGUAUACCCACUCCUGUGGACAAAAUGACACAAGCCCAACUGCGAGCGUUCAUUCCAAUGAUGUUGCGGUAUUCCACUGGUCGCGGGAAGCCAGGAUGGGGAAAGGAUUCUACGAGACCAGCUUGGUGGCCGUCUGACCUGCCUUGGCAAAACGUGCGCAGUGAUUGCCGCAGUGAAGAUGAAAAAGCAAGGAUUUCGUGGACAAAUGCAUUGAGGCAAAUCGUAAAGAACUGCUACAAAUUCCAUGGGAGAGAAGACCUGCUACCUGCAUUCACUGAAGGAGAUGCACCCCAGCACCAGUAUGUCCAAACACCCCAUCAAAUGGUCCAUACAAUUUCUAAUGCAGAUGGAACUGUGUCUCUCAUUCAAGUGGAUGCCUCAGGUGCUGUGAGUACAUUGUCAGAUGCAGCGACCUCACAAACUGAGGCAACACAAGCUGUGGCAACAUUAGCAGAAGUUGCAGCAGCAACUCAAGUUGAGGUUACCCUGUCCCAUCCAGGACAGAGUGAUGGUGUUUCCAUUGACCAAAGUGAUUUGUCACAUACUGAGGCAAUUGCACAAGCAGCAGUAGCCACUCUUGCGGAAGCGACAUUAGCAGAUGGAGGACAAAUUGUUUUGCCAGAGCAUGCAGCUGCUGCAGCAGCAGCUUUAGCAAAUGUUCCAGACAACAUAAAUUCUUCAAACAUGGUGACCAUUCCAGUCCAGGCAGCUGCGUCCCUUAUGCAGAUUCAAACACAUCAUCUACCAGUAAGUACCCACGCUCAGUACAUGUCAGCAUCAGUACCUCAAGUAGCCAUGGCACCACAUUCAAUAAUUCAGACAGUAACAACUUCGGCAAUGGGAGGACAUGAGGUCCACACGCACAUGGCUGACACAUGCGAGGGUGUGCCAGUUGCCACCCAAGCAGUGGAGGUAGUGACACUAGAAAAUGCCCCAGAUCCCAUGUCUUGAACUGAUGAAAUGCCCAUGUUGAUGUACAAAUAGUAUUGUAAAUAACAGAACAGAGGAGCUCCAUGCAUAGGAAAGCAAUGGGCAAGGCCGUGCUCUUUGAAUUAACUAAGAUUUUCUAGGCACCAUGGAGCAAAAGUUAGGUACCUUGGCCACCGAGUGCUGCUGGGGCACAGUCUUGCUCAGUGAACAAAAUUUAAGUAGAUGAGGUAUUAUUGAUACCAGAUAUUCUUUUAAGAGCUGGAAAAUGCUCCACUGGGCACUGCUGAGUUUUCUCUAUAGUUUGAAAAAAGUUUGUCUUCAUAGACAGCAGUACUUCCAGAUGCAUUGAGUUUCCUAAAACUAGGAGUAAACUACCGGUAGCCUUCUAUGCCUUUGUUUAUAAUAUUUACAGAAGGUUGCAUUAACUGUAGCAAAUGCCAGUGACACAAAUACCAGUUCGUCCAUCCCAGUUUUGGUUGUACUUGACCGUGUAGCCAAUCUUGACAACAUGUGGUUGUAAACUCUUCUCAAACUAUAGAGUGCUAUCAUCUUUGUUCAAACUAGAUAAUUUGUUGGCUAUUUCAAAGAACUCCAGGCAGUGGCAGAUCUAGGGAAGGGGAACAGCCACCUUCCCUGCCCCUAUUUGCUCAGGCCAGCACUGAUAGCUAAGGUGCCAGAAUACCUCAUUUCAACCAGAGAACCCCACCCCAAACCCCCUUACAACAAUUUCUGGACCCAUUAAUAGCAACUACAUGUAUGAGCAACAAAAUGUUGACCUUCUAAUUGUCCAAAAUAACUGCCAGAAGGUGACCUUUUCUGUCUUUUAACCCUUCAAGCACCAAUAUCUGCAUUAAAAUUCUCCAGAAUGAUCUCCAUGCAUUUCCUUAAAGAAUUAUUGGAGAGAAUUUGAUAAAACGAUCCAAAGUAUUUUCUCUUGGUAAUCAUUCAUUAAUUCUAGUAAUCUUUUCUGUUGACUUUGUAUUGAUGUUGUUAGGAGAUGAUAUUGAUAUUGGGCACCAUUGGGACUUAAAGGUGUGGAGUGCUCUGAUUUGAUACAGGGGUUAAAACAAUCGAAUGCUUGUUAACCUGUUGUUUCUAUCAGAAGUCUUCUCACAAAGCCAAAUGAAACACCAAACUUCUGGUUGCUAUUUGUGACAUCUGGAAUGUGAGCAUUCUGUUUGCUUAAGCUUUAACUACUGUCUGGGAUUAGUGCAUUUGUAAUGAGAAAAAUCAGUUAUUAAUCUUUUUAUUUUGGGGUUGCAAAUCCACUUCAGGUUGUUGUUAUUUGCAUGAAAACUAUUUAAAAACGCCAGGAUGGAAAUAAUAAAUUAUUAGUUUAAAAGGUUUGGUGAAUUCUGAAAUUUAUUUAAAUCAUGUUCUAAAACAUAACAUAGUGAGUUUCUCUGAUUCAGUCAACAAAUUUAUUUUCCUUCCAACUAGUUGCUGAUGUGAAACAAUCAAAGUGGUAUUGCUAACAGUCUUGUAACCCCAUCUUACAACCUGUAGGUGCUUUUGAAAGCUUGCGGGUUCAAGUACAUUUUAAGACCUUCCACAGUGAAUUUAUGUAAGGCUAUAGCUUUUAGUAUCAAAACCAGAAAUCUAAAUUAUGUGGUCUUUUUGGAGUUGCUGGAAAUCAUGAAGAUAAUUAAGCGUUAUUGGAGAAACAUUUUAGUAUCUGACUGCAUUUAGUUGAGUCAUGUCUAGGCUAUUCUUUUAACCCUUUAACCACUUAGAGUGACCAAAAUCUAACUUCUCCUCACAGUAACUAAUUCUCAAGAAAUCAUAAUGAUUGUGUGAAGAAGGGAAAUGAACCACAAAUAAACAAGGC